This is a messenger RNA of Moesziomyces antarcticus, 321 nucleotides long. Its product is annotated as membrane magnesium transporter 1-like. The transcript is spliced from 5 exons. Lineage: Eukaryota; Fungi; Basidiomycota; Ustilaginomycetes; Ustilaginales; Ustilaginaceae. Gene Ontology annotation, biological process: protein folding in endoplasmic reticulum. Gene Ontology annotation, cellular component: EMC complex. The record is from RefSeq and is a predicted model, not a curated record. Bases 1 to 321 code for a protein of 106 amino acids.
AUGACAGCUGCAGGAAAGCUGUUGCUCACCAUCGGAACCCUCGUGUUCUUCCACGCGGCCUACUCGACAUAUGAGCAUCUGUCUCUGAGGAAGGCGUUAGGCCUUGUUGGUGCCGAGGCCAACACGAUGCCGCUCGACAUCACGCUCGAGACGCUAGUCUCGUUCGUUGUCAUCCUGCUCGGCAUCGCGUUCACAGCUGCACCACUCAAGAACGUGACAUGGGCAAGCGAGAUGCGCACAAAAACGAUCGACGAAGUCGACUCACGCUCCAGCUUCGCCACACUCACACAUCGAGGCCAAGUCCUUUUCGACAGGGAGUGA